AUGGCCAAAGAAGGCAACGUUUUUCGGAGCUGCAGCCCCAUGAGUUUUGCGCAACUCAGAACCACAUCCUCAGGGGUGGGUUGGGGGAGAGAGAAAAGCACUAACCGGAUCCGUUGGCUCCAGGUUGGCGAGAAGGUCUCCGAGGAGCGGAGGCAAGUGUGCGCUGGGCACCUGCCAGCCAUCCGGGGCUUUUUUAAGGAGGCCCACCUGGUAGUGAAGGCUAGCCAGGCUGAGGAGGUGACCCAGGACGGGCUGAAAGGCAUGCUGUCCACUCUUGCUCUGGCAGGAGGUGCUGCCCCGAAGAAGCCCCCCCUGGGUGACUCGCAGGAGCUGGUGGGCACCAACUAUAAAAAGACGAAUCCUGUCCUGGAGAUUCUCCACACGAAGAGGAGCUCCUUCUGGGCUCAGGCCGAGAGGGAGGAGGAGGAGCGCCGCCAGGAGGAGCGCCGGAGGGCCCAGGAGGAGCGCCGGCGCUGGGAACGGCAGCGCAUGGAGGAGGAGCGGCGGGAAGCAGCGGAGAGGGAGAGGCGCAUCCAGGAGAAAGAGCAGCUCCUCCAGGAGCAGAGGAAGCAGCAAGCACAGAGAGAGGCCGAGGAGCGCCGCCACGAAGAGGCAGCCCGGCGGGGGGCAGCCACGCUGUCUUCCCAGCCCACCCCGAGCCCUCGGGACCUCUUCCGGCAGAGAGAGCGGUCAGGCUCCGCUUCGGGCAGCCAGGGACCCCCCUCGUCCCCUGGGGGCCAGCCAGGACUGCCGCGUCGCCCCUUCCUCCGCCACCAGCGCAGCCUGACAGAAUCGGCCUACAUCUUCCGGCGCCCAGAUCCUCCCCCCAGCCCGACCACAGGGGGGGUCCUUCCCUCUGCCUCCCCCCCUGCGGCUCCUCUUCCUAGCCCCCGUCGGCCUAAGCCCCCACCCCCAAUAGGCCCCAAACCUGGGGCGGGGGCUCCCCCUCCCGUCCUGGGCUCUUCCUCCGCCACCAGCGCAGCCUGA
This is a messenger RNA of Pogona vitticeps (central bearded dragon), 987 nucleotides long. Lineage: Eukaryota; Metazoa; Chordata; Lepidosauria; Squamata; Agamidae. The record is from RefSeq and is a predicted model, not a curated record.